ACUAGUGUUCACCUCCGCCUGCUUCUCAGCGGACGGGAGUCGUUACCUCGCCGCAGUCCGCCUCCACACUCAGGGGAAAGCGGGAGAGAAGACACGCAGCAGCGCCGGAGCCGUGCGCCUCUCAGAGGGAACGUGAUUUACCAACGGAUCUGAUCGGAUAUUUGAGACUACUGGAAAUACUACUGAAACACAUUUUCUCUUUGGGUACAACCUGUAACUAGCUCGGAUACUUGAAGGAUCUGUGAGGCUCUCCUGUAACCAUGGGGGACGUGGUUUCAUCUCACCUGGAUGAGAGCAGACAGGAGAUGAUAACAGCUCGAACCAGAGAUGUGAUGAAGGAGUUCAGUGAUGUGUUUGAGCAGCAGUACUCAGUCGCUCUCUUUAACAGCGUUCGCUUUGAGAUAGAAGGAGGAGGAGGAACGCAGUCACAGCUGCUUCACAGGAAGGACCCUCUGGCAGGCCGGUCCAUCUUUUCAGGGAGUUUGUUUCAGUAUCUGGAGGAGAAUCGGAAGUGGAGGAGUCGCUUUGUGUCUGUGCCAAACAGCUACACCAUCAGCCUCUAUGAGAGCAAAACAGCACACGAUCGGGGCCUUCACCCAAAAGUAACAAUCAACUGCGCUGGGUAUAAGGCCCUCACCUCCAUGGAGGAAUACACCGAGCUAAUAAAUACCAGCCUGCCAGGUAUCAAGGCCAAAGCGAGCAGUACUCCGUUUAUCAAGUGUGCGUCCCAGUUCCCUCUCAUCCUGUGGCACCCGUACGCCCGCCACCACUACUUCUGUGUGAUGACAGAGAAGGAGCAGAACAAGUGGCACGCAGUGCUGCAGGACUGCGUCAGACACCGUAACAAUGGUUUGCCAGAGGACUGCACAGUUCAGACGCCAGCCUUCACUGACGCUGUGAGACUUUACAGACAAACCAAGGGACACUACGGAACCUGGGAUAUGAUGUGCGGGGCACCCCCACAGAUUCUGGCUAAUCUGGUGAUGGAGACCCUUCAGCCAGAGCUGCGAAGCGUGAUUGGUCCUCGUCUGAAGGGGAAGCUGCAGCAGAGGCAGAGGGAUUGGAUGUUGAUCUCUGAUGCCGUGUACAGGCAGGUGUUGUCUCAGACCACCGGUCAGUAUGAUGCACUGGUCGAAGGCUGUGAGGCCCAGAGAGCUCCACUGGACGCCAGACUGCGAACCGACAUGGACCAGAUCAUCACGUCUAAAGAACAUGUCAGCAGCAAGAUACGAGCUCUGGUGUUGCCCAAGGCGGAGCAACUCCUGCAGACCAGCGUCCAGCCCUACAUCAGCUCCAUCCUGGAGGCCCUGAUGGAGCCCACCAGCCGAGGCUUCUCUGAGGUCCGGGACAUUUUCUUCAAGGAGAUGGUGGACAUCAGCAAGAACUCGCUCAACGGAGCGGGCAAAGACAAACUGGGAGACCACAUGGAGAGGCUGUCCAUGCUCGCCUUCCACCCGGUGAAGAUGCAGAGCUGCUAUGAGAAGGUGGAGCAGCUCAAUCUGGAGGGGCUGCAGCAGAGGUUCGACGUGGCCAGCCCCUCGGUGUUCAUCAGCAGGGCUCAGAUCCUCAUGAGGGAGCAAAUGGACAAUGCAGUCUACACAUUCAUGCAGCUGCUGCAGCAGUCUUUAGAGACCCAGGGAGAAGAUGACAUGUGCAAGACCAUGCAGCGAUGCCAGGACAGGGUUCUCAAGAAAUAUGAUUAUGACAGCAGCACAGUGCGCAAGAAGUUCUUCAGAGAGAGUCUCCUGCAGAUCAUCAUCCCAUACAUGCUGCAGCAGCUCUCGCCAUCCUGCUCACCUGAGCUGCCUCGCUUCGAAGAGCUCAUCUUCGAGGACUUCUCCCGUUUCCUGCUGGUGGAAAACAUGUUCGAGGAGGUGGUGCUGCAGUCUGUCUCCAAGGACAUAAUGAUGGCUGUGAAGGAUGCAGCUCUCCAAAGGAGACACAAUCUGUACAGGGACAGCAUGAUUCUGACCAACAGCGACCCCAACCUGCACCUGCUCGGAGAAAACCCUCAGGUGGAUUGGGCUACUAGAUUUGGCGGCGACGAGCCGGAGGGCUCUGUCGGCGGGGGCAGAGUUGAAGGAGGGGGUUCUGGGAGCAGACGCAGGCAGGUGGUGUCCAUGAUCCAGCUGGACGGGGUGCCUCUGCCCUUCGAGUCCUGCCUGGAGGUCCCAGGCGUGGAGCUUAUCCCUGAGGAGGAUGCCGAGAUGCUUGAGGGCAAUGAGGAGGACCGAGGCCCGCCUGGGGAACCCAAGUCUCCUGACAGCGUGCAUGGAAUCAGAGACCUGAUCAAUCCAGUGGUGGAGAUGGUGCUUCCAGUGUCGCAGGAGAGCCCGAGCGACGUGAGUACCAGGACGGAGCCCACCACAGGCACCGUCACCAUGCAGGAUGGGCUGCAGGAGCAUGUGACACACGUCACCACAGUGGUGGAGGACUUCCCCAGGAAAUCUCUGCGAGACAAGACGUCCCCGCAGGCAAUUCUGCAGCAGCUGGUAGGAAGCAGGAAGCAGGAAGCCGAUAAGGAGCAUCAGGAGGAAGCAGCCAUCAAGAACGCCAUUGAGGAAAUAGAGAUAGCGGUACAGGAAGACGAGAGGGAACGGAUUACUGAGGUCUCCGCAGCAGAUUUAGAUGGUGAGUCGUCGCUGCGGCCACCACUGGCUUCAGACUUUAGCUCACGUAACGACAGCGGCUUCCAGUCACAGACCAACGAGGGGCUGGAUGAAGAUGAGCCGCAGCCAAUCCCAAACGGUCUGAACGGAGAGGACAAAGUUAUCGACCCGGUAGAAGUGGAAGUGGUUUUAGCAUAGGAAGACAAUCCUCUGGACAGAACUCUGAAAAUGGAAAAAGCCUUGGAGAGAAACCAGCAGAGUGCAUCACAUGUAACGGGAGAGAAGUGGGAAGAAUAAGGCACGUAUUUAAAGGUUUCAUUCAAAGUGUAUUGUCGUUGAUAAUGCAGACUCCAAAACCAACUCUCCCAUCCGCCCCAAGGCUUUUUUUCUUUGGUGAUCGGUUCCUUUCUAUCCAGCUUAGUGACUCUCAAUGCAAAAUGUAUUCGUAUUUUGUGUAUGACACUGCUUUAAACACAUCUGCUCCUUUAUGCUAUGUUAACAGGCUGAUGGUCCAUCACAAGGAUCGGGGAUUUUAAAGUGAUAAUCCACUUUUUAAACCUUACAAAAUAAGGGAGGAACUCUAAAUAACAACUAAGUUAUUCGUUUUUUUUUUUUUUUUUUUACAGUUUUUCCCUUUGUAUAGCUUUAAUGAGACACAGCCUCUACCUGGGCAGCAGGGGGUGCUACAAGCAACAUUUAGAUGGUGUAAGGGGAUUUGUAUGUGUAUUUUAACUACUAAUUUCUGAAAUACCGGUAUCUAUUUUUAUAAAAUGUAUUUUUUUUUUUUAAUGCAGUUUGUUUACUUUGAAGUUUUUCCUGUAUUCGCAAAUGGCCUUUAUGUUUCAACACUAGAUAUUUAGGACAAUCUGUCAGGAAUGAUUUGCACUUCCACUGUUAUUUAAGAGGUUUUAUUUUUUUGACAACAAAACUUGCCACUUUGCUCGUGGGUGUAGAUGACCAACAUACAGUAAAUAAUGGCUCUUUGUGAUUACGCGAGAGAUUCUUAAUGUCAACUUCUGUUUCCCAAAUAUCACUGAUAAAUGUUUUACAACUCCGUGGUAACUACAGUGAGUCAAACGUGGCAAUUUUCUAUUCUAACUUAUCUUAUACCUAUCUUUUCUAACUUAAUUCAAAUUUUGGGUGAAACAUUUUUUAUAUUUCAUGUCAUUUGGAUGAAGUGGCUUUCACAAGAGUUUAAUGUGUAUUUGUGUAAAAAAAUAAAUAAUAGUAUAGAAUAAUAUCACUGAGGUGCACGGUAAAUAUGGACAUUUUUGGUAGCGCUUUACAGAAUUUCCUGAUAAGUUUCCUGGAAAUAACUGUUGAAUUUGGUACUAUGCAUAAGGAAAUUAGAUACAAAGAUUUUACAUAUAUGUUGAAUAUAGCUGACAAACUUUACAUAACAGCAAAUAAACAGAGAAAGCAAAAGUAACAGGAAGGCUGUUGGAGGGAAAGUGUUGUAUAUACAGAGUAGAUAGAGGUACUAGAAGUGGAACAUUUUAGGUAAAUAAAAGGACAAA
Messenger RNA from Sander lucioperca (pikeperch), 4126 nucleotides. RefSeq names its product niban apoptosis regulator 2a (gene niban2a). The transcript is spliced from 14 exons. NCBI's taxonomy places the organism in Eukaryota, Metazoa, Chordata, Actinopteri, Perciformes, Percidae. The coding region runs from base 261 to 2807 and encodes 848 amino acids. The record is from RefSeq and is a predicted model, not a curated record.